CGUGUUUUAUAUACAUUAUUGUUAUUUAAAGUAGAAAUCACUGAGAAUAUGUCCCCGUGGGCCGGGCUGUUAAAUUCCCCCGAGCUCCUCCACCCCCUCCGCUCUCUCUGAAUGGUUCGCUCCGCCGCUGCAGGUCUGUCUCCUCCGUAGCUUCGCGCCUCUGUCAGCCCGCAGGAUUUCCGACGUUACCGCGUGCUUCCUGUGCUUCUCUCCGACUAGAUACCGUUCGCAGCUCUGAAAUGAACGAGCAGCCUCUGACACCAGUGCAGGACUCGGAGGACUGUUCCCGGUCGUCUGUUACGGCUGCGUGUCCGUGUGGAGGCCGGAGGAUCAUCACAGCGGCUCCCCGGAUAUAUACCCAUUCAGGAUGAACCUGUCGGCGCGGCUCGUGUGACAGCCGGGAUGUGGUGAUGCGAAAGCGCGUGUGACGGUGUCAGGACACAGCGAGUGAACGCUAUACAGAAAGAGACUACAUCUGAUUAAAGAGGCAUUCCCCUUCUGCGCCAUAUUCCUGAUGCUCCUGCACGUUCUGCAAAAGCCUGGUCCUGCAUUUCUGACACGAUUCACUGGCUCUAAUUUGAUCUUGUCCGAGACUGCACGAGCAUCCCUCCACAAGCCAGGAUUUUUAACCCACUUGAUUCAACUGCCAUUGCAGGGACCACUUCCCCCAGAUCCAGUAGAAUUACUGUACUGGGAUAAAUGCUCUUCCUGAACGAGAUCUUUCAAGAAUAUGCCUUUUGCAUAACCUAUGAUAUGCUGCUGCUUCCUGAUGUUUGAAAGCCUGUAGAAUGCUUGAUCUGAAGAUGAAGGAAGCGUGUCGCAUCUGUGGACGUGAGCUCUGUGGUAACCAGAGGCGAUGGAUCUUCCACCCCACUGCCAAACUCAACCUACAGGUGCUGCUGUCCCAUGCUCUGGGCAGAGAGCUGACCCGAGAUGGCAGGGGAGAGUUUGCCUGUUCCAAGUGCACCUUCAUGUUGGACCGCAUGUACCGCUUCGACACAGUCAUCGCCCGCGUUGAAGCCCUGUCCCUCAAAAGAUUGCAAAGGCUCCUGCAGGAGAAACAUUGGCUGCGACACUGUAUCAGUGGACUGUACCGGAGAACCAACUCAGAUGAGGAUGAUGCAAAGUUAACUGGAACUGGUGACGGGUCAGGAGAUGGGAUGGUAGAUAUGUCAGGUUUAACUCAUGCAAAGUAUUGUGCCCUACUCCAGGAGGAUUUAGUCUACUGUCUGUAUGAGUCUUGGGCUGAAGAUGGCCUGGAGUGCCACCAUCAUCAGCACCCUCAGAGUUCUGCUGGUCCUGGGUCAGAGGCUACAGGUGUGAGCUCCCACCGCUAUGUGCACAGCACGCCCAGGAGAUGUCGGGGAUGUUCCCACUGGCGGGUGGCAGACUCUGACUAUGAAGCUGUCUGUAAGGUGCCGAGGAAGUUGGCUCGGAGUACCUCUUGUGGGCCAUCAACGAGAUACUCAGCCAGUGUUAUCGGAGGGAGUGCGACUGGGGGAGGUGGAGAGGCAGAGAGAAGAAAUGUGGAUGAUUCAGAAGAAAACCCGUCUUCUCGAACCCUGGUCCCCGGAUCCCAGGAGAGGACAUCAGACAGUGAUCGCACACUGGCUGGACGAGCCAGCUCCAGCUCUUCUGUCACCUCCCUGGAGAACGCUGAGGAAUACACUCAGCACGGAGGCAUGGCGGAUGGACGUCUGAGCUCUCACAGGGAGGACGUUGAAGACCAAAUGUCUGACUCAUUGUCUGAGGAGCACAUGGGGACACUACAAGCCUCGCCUGGGCCCAACCUUUCCCUGACCUUCUGUUUGCUGCAAAGCUGUUCUGUUUACCGGCCGGUUCGGAACAUCAGGGGAAGCAAGCUCCCCGUCCUGCUCCGACAAAGCUCUAGUAAUGGAAGGUUUAGCUUUCCUUGUCCUAUCGUAGCAACGCCUUUUAGAACCCCAGACAACCAGAUGCCAACACCUGAGCUGGAGGCCCCUCUGAUCAGGGUGGAUGUUGGGGAGCAUCCUCCUCUGAGCUUCCUGGACAUGGAGGAUGUAUUAGAAGACUUAUACAAAGAGUAUCCUCCCCAACCUCCCCACCAGAGUCUUGUGGAGGAGCAGCAGAGUCAACUCAACCAGUACGAGUGUGCGGCCGGUCAGUGUGUCAGCGAGCUGCAGAAGGCCCAGCUCCAGGUGCAAUCUCUGCAGGCAAAGAUCCAGGAGAGCGAGGCCAACAAUAUGAAGCUGCAGGAGAAGCUGACUGAGAUGGAAUGUGAGCUGAGAUUGCUCCGCCAGGCUGCUCAAAGUCAAGACAGGACCAUUCAGGGCCUCACAGAGUCCAUCAGUACCAAAGACAACGAGGCCCAGGAGCUGUAUCAUCUGAUCGAAGGACAAAACAACACUCUGUGUAAGCUCCAAGAACUGGCCCAUCGCAACCAGCUAACUCAAAGCCAGGCUUCUGUGGCGAUGAGUGAAUCCUUGACGCUGGCCCAGCUGCAGACCGAGCUGGUCCGGGUUCAGAGCUCCUUGUUCUCCGUUGGUCUGGAGCUGGAGGCCAGCCAGAGGAAUCUAAAACAGAGCCAAAGGCAAGGAGACGACCUGUUGAGAUUCAGGGACAGACUCAACUCUGACUUGCAAGAGGCCCUGCAGCAUAGGGAGGUCACUGAGAAACACAACCAGGACCUGAGCAGCGCCCUUCAGAAAACCCGCUCCGAGCUCCAGACUAAAGAAGCAGCCCUGAAGGCGUGUGAGGCAGAAAAGCUUGCAGCGACAGCGGAGAAAGACAAGAUCAUCGAACAGCUCAAACGCUUCCUGCAGGACAAGGAGCAGCAGCUCCAGGAUUAUUCUGAGAUGUUGGAGUCAACAAAAAGCUCCAAACCAAGAGAUGUCCUGCUGGAGAAGCUGAGGGAACGGAUCAAAGAAAGAGACAAAGCUCUGGAGCGCUCCAUCGACGAUAAGUUCAGCUGUCUGGAGGAACGUGACAGCCAGGUGAGGAGGCUGCAGCUGGCCCUCAGGGAGAAGGAACGAGACCUGGAGAGACUCCGCUGCAUCCUGUCCAACAAUGAAGAAACAAUCUUGAGUCUGGAUACUCUGGUGAGAGGUAAAGAUCUGGAACUGGAGCAAGCAGCGGAGGCCUACAGGAACCUCCAGUGGUUAAAGCAGAAGGGCGAGGAGAAGGAUAGGAAUGCUCUGAGAGAGAAGGACGCCAUCACUAACCAGUUACAGGCAGCGCUGCAGACACGCAGCCAGGAGGUGCAGGAUCUAACAGCCUCCCUGGUUGCUAGAGUCCAGGCUGGUCCCGCUGAGGUGGUGGAGGAGCUGAAGGCUCGUCUGGCUCUAAAAGAGAAGCUCUUCCAGGAGCUGUUGUCAGACCGCAGCUGCCAGGCUAAUGAGCACCAAGCACAGGUCCAGGAUCUGCUCAACGCGCUCACCUCCAAAGAUCAGUACCUGCAGGACUACUCCUACAGGCUGUCCUUAGUGAUUAGUGAGCGAACAAACCAGCAGCAGGAGCUCCGCAAACAGCUGACGCAGGCUGAGCAGAAGCUGUGUGGGUUGAGGAGCGACAAGGAGGAGACAGGAGGAGAAGCAGAGCAGCUACGAAGGCUGCUCAAAGAGAAGGAAACCUUCAUUAAGGAGCUGAUUCAGGCUCAGGGAGAAGCCGUGCAGAAGGAACACGAGGCAGAGAUGAAGGCUCUGCAGGAGGACUUGCAGCAGGUGCUGAAGAAGGAGAUGGAGGCUCGGAAGGAGAUUUCUGUUCUACGUCAGUCUUUGGAUGAAGUGGUUGCAAAAGACAGCACUGAUCACCAAAGUGUGUUAGAACAGCUGGCGAGUGAGUACAAUAAGCUGAAUGAUGCUCUAAAGGCUGAGAAGAGAUCAUACCAAAACCUGACACGCCUUCUCAGGAGUGACGGCAACCUAGAGAAGAUCCAGGGGCUCCACACUGAGCUCGAUUCUGUUCAGGCACUCCGUGGACAGCUAGAAGAGGUCCUGACCAGGACCCGUAGAACGGCUCUGUCACUGGAAAGGGCAGCUAAAGGGCAGGCUGUCUCUGGAGAGCUGAGCUCAGAGGAGGAGGGAGAGAAUGAAGAUGGCAGCAGUGAAGAGUUCACGGACAGCAUAGAGGAGGACAACAAAGGGAGCAGCAGAGACUUUAACUCUGCUCAGGCUUUAGCGUCGUCUCAGAGUCCUGAUGGUGUGGCUGAAGAGUCCGUCCUCCAAAAUGCUGAAAUGAAACAGCUGGAAGACGCUAAGAGGGCACUUGAAGCUGAGCUUGGAGCAAUACAGUCACAGCUGGACGAUGAUGGAUUCGGCUCUUUGGCUGAGAUGAGGACUGCCCUCCUGCUGCUGCAGCAGGAGAAUCAGGCUUUGACAGAACACCAGAGGCAAUAUGAGGGAGUGCAGCUGAGGACAAACAUGGAGGAUGACCUGAAUGAAGAAGAAGAGGAGGAAGAGUUGGAAACAUCUCCUGUGGUGUCUGGGAAGCGUGGAAUUCCAGGUGUUGGUCAGAGCCAUGAGCCCGGGAAGAGGCAUUGCAUGAGGCCACGCUCUUUGGACCUGACGUCCCACCAAUCUCACACGAAGGUUGAGUCUGCAGGGAGAGGCAGUAAGGUCGGAGGACUCUGGCAGGACAUUGAAGAGAGUCUUCAUGAGCAGAAGGUCCGUCUCCAGUCCGAUCUGACUCGGAGUCUCCAGGAGAACAGAGACCUGCAGGAGAGGCUGAUGGUUUCUGAAGCCACGGUGCAGGCUCAGGCUGAACAGCUGAAAGACUACAGAGAUCUGCUCACAGAGACAUCUGUCCAACAGGCCAGUAAACAGGUGCAGGUGGACCUCCAGGAUCUGGGUUAUGAGACCUGCGGUCGCAGUGAGAAUGAAGCUGAAAGGGAGGACACCAGUAGCCCAGAGUUCGACGACCUGGAGAUGUGCACCUCUCUGUCCCAUCAUCAGGAGUGUGAGGCUUUGGGAGGUGGCUGGUACGCAGGAAACAGAACGGCGUAUGAAAGGGAGGAAAACGAGUCGGCAUCCCUUCAGCAUCUGGUCCAGGAUCUGCGCUCUCAGCUGGCUCGUUGCCACAAAGUGAUCCGUGGCCUUCAGCUACGAGUUCGCUCAUUAUCUACCACGAGCGACUACGCUUCCAGCCUGGAGCGCACUCCUCGAAAGGUGAACUGGGCGUUUGAGAAAUCACCAGCCCCCAGUGGUGUCGAGGAGGAUGAAGGCUGGAUGUCUGACACCCAGAAGGUCCGGUCCAGCUGCAAGCCUAGCAGGGAGCUGAAGGAGCUAAUGGAAAGAGUUGCUUCUCUUGAGGCUCAGCUAAAGACAACCAAGGUGGAGGGCAAAGGUCGAGAUGAAGAGGGCAAAUGUGCCACCUGGCCUGGGAAGUACAACUCUCUGAUUCAGGCACAAGCCCGCGAGCUGUCCCACCUGAGGCAGAGGAUGAGGGAGGGGCAGGGAUUUGGUCACAUCCUGACACAACACCUGGGAGAUACCACCAAGGCCUUUGAGGAGCUCCUGCGGGCCAAUGACGUUGAUUACUACAUGGGUCAAAGCUUCAGAGAGCAGCUGGCUCAGGGCAGCGCCCUGGCACAGAGAGUUCUCACCAAGAUGAGUGGAUGUGAGCUUGCAGAGAGCCACGGGGAUACGGCAGGUCACGAGACACUUGCUUUAAGGCUGAGCAAGGAGCUGCAGCAGAAAGAUAACUUCAUAGAGUCCGUCCACACCAAACUCCAGCAACGCCCUGAGACCCCGUCCAGCUGCCACGCCCUCUCUGAGACCACCGACCAAUCAGACAGAACCUCUUUGGUGUCUGAUGAGUACCAGAUCAACGAGGACUUGGAGCUGUGCUCUGAUUUGGACACCAGGGAGUACCAGGAGGAGCAUCGGCGGCAGCAGCACGGACACACAUCAGAAGCAGAUGUCUGUCCACCCCUCCCUCUUCAUCGUGGCCUUCUCAAGACUUCCAGCAGCUGUCCCAACAUGCUUUCCUCAGCCCCAGUGGGUCUAAGCAUACAGUCAGCUGGAGACCGUUUCAGUGCAUCUGUCUCCUCCCCUUCCAUCCCCUCCAUUGGCCCUGAUGUCUGGGGUUAUGAGUUUACCUCUGACCCCCGACCUCGGGCUCUGUCUGUGAUCGCUGUUCACCCAGAGCUGGACACGCUGUACAAACAGAUGCUCCAGCAAAACAGCGGUUUUCCAGUUCCCCGCGAGAAGACUCUGUUCAGCCUUUCACCUGGUGUCCAUCACCAGCAGGAUUUCUCCAGCUACAACCAGCUAUCCCAUCAUGCCUUUCAGCAGUACUCUGACUCGGGUCUAAGACCCUUAUGGGACUCUGAGAACUUUGCUCAGCCAGUUGGAGGCUUUUCUGGACCCCAAACAGGAAGCCAAGCAGGGGUGAGUUUGAUAGAAGAGCACCUGCAAGAGGUGAGAUGCCUCCGUCAGCGUCUGGAGGAGUCCAUCAGGACAAACGAGAGGCUCCGACAGCAGCUGGAGGAGAAACUGGCCUCCACCGGGCGAGAUGGAGCAGCGCCAACAAACAUCUACAUCCAGGGCCUGGACACAGUCACUCAGCUGUCUAAUGAGAUCAGAGUCCUGAAAGAGGAAAACCUGGUUCUCCAGUCCCGCCUGCAGGACAACACAGAUUCAAAUGCGGAGGUAGUGCAGCUGCGAGAGGCAGUAUUCACAACACGUACCCGUCUAAAGCAGGCUGAGCUGGAGGCCGAGCAGUGGAAGGAGGAGCUGCGACGCCUGCAGACCCACACUCGGGAGCAGGGGCAGCAGAUUCAUGAGUUACGACAGGAGCGGCAGGCCGGCCAGGACAAAGCAAACAGGCACCAGCAUGAGGCGUCUCUGCUGCAGCAGCAGCUGAGUGAGAGCAGGGAGCUGAUCCACUCGCUGCAGAGCGAGCUGCACGUCUACGACCGAGUGUGUUCCAGCACAAAGGCAAACAAAGGGUACCUGUGUGAGGUCGCAGGUCUCCCUGUGGAGCUGGGGGAGCUGCUUGGGGAAGUGAGGAGUCUGCGGGCGCAGCUGCAGAGCAGCGUCCAGGAAAACAGUGCCCUGAAGCAGCUGGAGCUCCACAAGCAGCUGGAACAGAAGCUGGGUGUGGGGUCAUCUCGGACUCCGUCUCUGUCUGCCCUUACCGCCAGUCCACAGAGAGAAACCUUCUACAGACGACAGCUGCUGCACGACCCAGCUCCGUCUCCACCAGUCAGGGACAUCGGUCUGUUUAACUGUGGAUCUCCUGGUCCGCCCUACUCUGACCUGGAUGACAGCCAUAGCACGGCAAAUGACCCUCUCGAUCCACACUCUGAACUGGAAGGGGAGGCCCCAGAUGGAUCGUUUGCAAAUCGUAACGGGCGUCACGUUAUCGGUCAUGUGGAUGACUUCAGCGCUCUCCAGCAGCAGGUCCUGGAAGGUCGUGGCCUCGUCCAGCGCAUGGAGAUGACCCUGCAGGCGUGCCUCGACCCCCCGCUGCUGGAGGGAAACCAAAUAGAGCCGGUUCUGGAAUAUGGAUGUGUUAGGAAUCUUCUGUCCAACACCAAAACGCUGAGGCAGAUCCUGGAGGAGGCAACAUCUCUGCUGAAGAUGUUCUGGAGAGCAGCUCUUCCGAGCACUGACCCCUCCGUCCAAAACCUUAAGAAGGAGCAGUGCAUGCAGGAGGAGAUUUUGUCCCUAAAACUGAGAAUAUCAGAGCAAGAGGAGGUUCUGAAAGGGACAGUGCAGAGACUAAGGAGCACCAGUCGCACCAAGGAGAGCAUGGAGCACUUCAUAGUAAACCAGUUGUCAAGGACUCGUGAUGUUCUUAAAAAAGCCAGGACGAAUUUAGAGAAGAACGAGCUGAGACUUUCCUCUCUAAGCUCCUCCCCUUCCUCUCCUUAUGCUGCUGAGAACUCAGGACAGCAGCCUGCCGAUUGCAGUCUCCUGAAAACCAGCGGCGCUCUUGGAGUCUCCAGGCCAGCAGCCAAUCAGCGCACGGCAGCGAGAAAACGCAGCAGCCAAUGCCUGCUUUAGACUUUUUUUUUUUUAAAAAGAGCCAGCUCAAUGCUACGACCUCUGACCUCUGUGCUAAACCAGCCAAGUCCCUCCACCUUCUCCUCCAUCCAGCCAUGCCCUUCAUUCUUCCCUCCUCAGGAGUAUAACCUGCAACAACGAGCCUCCCCCUCCCACCUGUUCGUGUCCCCCCCCCUCCAUCACAUGCCUUAUUGUCUUUGAGUGAAACAGCUUGUCUCGUGUGUGCAACAGAAGGUUGAUCGAAAAGUGCUUCUGGUGGAUCUUUUGAUUGAACUGUGUGAGGAAGACCUCAGCUGCUGAUCUAUGACACACACGAUCAUGAGUCAGAGUUAAGUUUCUAUAAUUCACCCUUUCUGGGUCAGACAGCCUGUGGAUGAAAGAAAAAUAUGUAUGUGCAUGUUGAAAAAUGCUUGUGAGAGGAAUUCUGCACAUGCGUGAACACACUCGGAGAGUUCGAUUAUCUCACUCAAAGACAGCUCACCUGUCACUUUAAUCUCCAUGUUGUUGUCUUUUUUUCAGUAAAAUCAACAAGGACAUUCAAACAAAUGCAAUGCAAAAAAAAAAUAAAGAGGACUUCAUAACUGAUCAUUACACAUGUUGGAGGAAUGUACAGUAGGCUGUGUUUGUUUCUAUGGAGGAAGCCUUUGAAUGAGAAGUCAGCCAUCAGCCAAGGUUUAUUAAUAUUUAAGAAAUGCCGCUGAAAGGUUGUGUUUAAGUCCCGGGCCUCUCCGUUACAAAAUCCAUUCUAUUAAAUGAGAUCGUUGAGCUGGAGCCGUGAGAGGUUCAAGGACAGAAAUGAAACCAGACUAAACACACGCUCACUCCUCAGUGGGAGUUUUCAUGAGAUUGUGCAAUAAUGAUGUUUCUCCGGUAAUUAUGCUGCACCAGUGUUAGGAUUCACUCUAUUUAUUCGUGGUUUGGACACAACCAGUGUUACGAUUGUACUUGUUUCUUGAGUUUUGAUGCAUGACGGAGAUUGUAAAUGAAACUCUUAAACGAUAGAGGGGAGAAUUGUCGACACUUGCCAAAGUUUGAGCUUGGAACUUGUCACUCUGACUUGCCUUAUCCAUGUGAAUGGUCUAACCCUGAUCGGAUCAGCCUCAGGGCUCACCGACGUGUCUCUCUUUUUCUUUCCACCGGAUUUCAGAACCCCAUCCACGGUAAACGUUAAACUGGUGGUUCAAGUCACUGAAAACUUUUAUUAUUCUUUUGGACCAAAACCUGACAAAGUGGAUUUUUCCAGCAAGGCAAAGUGUUAUAGCCUUAGUUUUAGAUGUAGCAUUCCCAUGGCAAUGGCAAAGUAGACUAUUGAGUUCACACAAACUUUGGCAGGCUGCUUGUCAUUUUUCUGUUGUUUGUUGAGUUUAUUUUGGGUGUGUUUGCUUGCUGUACAUGUGCCAUUUCAUGCUGUAAAUAUCCCGCUGUCAUGUAUGAAUUUUGUGUGUGUUUGUGUGGACUUGUGAGAACAUUUGCCCUUCUUUUGCAAAGUUAUUUAUCGGGGUAGCCGUGCAAUAGCUUCCUUCAUUAUUUUACGUGUGUGUUUGCUACUACCUCCUGCAGUGUACGUCUGACGGGCUGUGUGUGUGUUGAGGAUCAAGCCACUUUUAAUGGAUUAAUCACGUGGGUUGAUGAGUAGUCACAAACUAUGCCUUCAAGAUAUUUAAUUCACAGAUCGCGUAUGGCAGAGUUCUGAUUAGUAUUGCUUCGCUUGCCUUUGACUUUUAGCCUGAGAGUGUUUUUAGUCUGCCCUCCAUGGUAGAAAUGGCCUUGAGUAAGCUACUUAUUUUCUGCUAAAUUAGGAUUUGUUUACGCCUAAAUCUUCUCAGCAAUUUCAGUGAAGAGAUCAGAGGUUAAUAGGGAUGAUUUUGAAGAAUUUAGAUUAACUUCUGAAAUCUUUAUUAGACUAAAGAGUCCCCGAAGCUCCUUGUUAGAGCGUAAACAAAGCCUUUUUGCUCUUUGCCAUUAAGAAGAAAACCAAACAAUGUAUUGUUAGUACAGAGUUGCAUAUGUAUAUAGUGCUAUCUGAUUUGUGCAGAUUUAUUCUGAGUAUGUGCAUAAUAAUGAGCUAGUUCUGUGCAGGACUCGUGUGGAUCCUGUUGCUGUUGGCAAAAGUAUUAGGAAGAAGCAUUUUUGAAAAAGAAUGAAUAAAACUCUGGAAAAUG
Messenger RNA from Nothobranchius furzeri (turquoise killifish), 10147 nucleotides. Its product is annotated as myomegalin. Gene Ontology annotation, molecular function: zinc ion binding; molecular adaptor activity. Gene Ontology annotation, biological process: regulation of Golgi organization; centrosome cycle; positive regulation of microtubule nucleation. Gene Ontology annotation, cellular component: centrosome; Golgi apparatus; nucleus. The record is from RefSeq and is a predicted model, not a curated record. NCBI's taxonomy places the organism in Eukaryota, Metazoa, Chordata, Actinopteri, Cyprinodontiformes, Nothobranchiidae.